ACCUGUGAACGGCGGGGUUUACCUUUAGGAUGGUGCAGAAUCCUGUGAACGGCGGGGUUUACCCAGCAGCUCAAGCCGGAGAGAAGAAGCACAAGGUGGGCUUCGUGGGACUGGACCCCGGGGCUCCUGAGUCCAGCCGGGAUGGGGCUCUGCUCAUUGCGGGCUCGGACAGCGCCAAGAAGACCGGGAUCCUCUGCAGACCCAGGUCCAGCAUCUCCGCCGGCAGACCCAGACCGUCCAAGAAAAACGCCAGCUAUCGGAAACUACAGAAUUUCCUGUACAAUGCGCUGGAGAGACCUCGGGGAUGGGCGUUCAUCUACCACGCUUAUGUCUUCCUCUUGGUCUUCUCCUGUCUCAUACUUUCAGUCUUUGCCACCAUCAAAGAGUUCAAAAACAGCUCAGAGAGUGCCUUGUACAUCCUGGAAAUUGUGACCAUCGUGGUGUUUGGAGUGGAGUACAUUGUGAGGAUAUGGGCCGCUGGCUGCUGCUGUCGAUACAGAGGAUGGAGAGGGAGGUUAAAAUUCGCCAGAAAGCCUUUCUGUGUCAUAGACAUCAUGGUGCUGAUAGCCUCAGUAUCCGUACUGGCAGCAGGAUCUCAGGGCAAUGUUUUUGCAACCUCGGCCAUCAGGAGUCUGAGAUUCCUGCAGAUCCUGCGCAUGCUGCGUAUGGACCGCCGUGGAGGCACCUGGAAGCUGCUCGGAUCUGUAGUUUACGCCCACAGCAAGGAGCUGAUCACAGCAUGGUACAUCGGCUUCCUGUGUCUCAUCCUCGCUUCAUUCCUGGUCUACUCUGUGGAAAAGGAGACAAACAAGGAGUUUGAGACCUAUGCUGAUGCUCUUUGGUGGGGACUGAUCACUCUCACCACCAUCGGUUAUGGUGAUAAGGUUCCCAAGACCUGGAAUGGACGUUUGCUGGCAGCGACAUUCAGCAUGCUCGGGGUGGCCUUCUUUGCACUUCCUGCUGGCAUCCUGGGGUCUGGCUUUGCCCUCAAAGUGCAAGAGCAACACAGGCAGAAACAUUUUGAGAAGAGACGUAAUCCUGCAGCAGGCCUACUCCAGGCUGCUUGGAGGUUUCAUGCUACCAACCUUUCCCGUACAGAUCUGCUGUACACUUGGGAUUUUUACGAGCAGACUGUAGCUGUCCCGAUGUACAGACUUAUUCCACCUCUGAAUCAGUUGGACCUGCUGAGGAAUCUGAAGGGCAAGUCAUUCAGGAAGGAGUCCCAAACAGAAACCUCUCCCAGUAAUGAAAGUGCACAAAAAGACAGACUUUGCGGGUGCUGUCCGAGAACUAUUAGUCGGAAGGCCAGCCUGAAGGACAAGGUGUUCCCCAGUCCCUCCAAGGGGAAAGCCCAGUCUCCAGGGCCAGAGGAAGGGGCCGAGGCGAGUCCUAGCAAAGUGGCCAAGAGCUGGAGCUUCACUGAGAAGAACCGAGGGCCAAAGCAUGCCUUCAGGGUCCGGGGCAGCGCCUCACGCCAGAACUCAGAGGCAAUUGAAGGUUUAAUAAAGGCGAGCCUCCCAGGAGAGGAAAUUGGUGAUGAUAAGAGCUGCCACUGUGAGUUUCUCACUCAAGAUCUACCAGCAGGAGUGAGGGUAACAAUAAGGGCAAUCUGCGUCAUGAAGUUCCUGGUGUCAAAGAGGAGGUUCAAAGAAAGCUUGCGGCCUUAUGAUGUCAUGGAUGUGAUCGAGCAGUACUCUGCAGGUCACCUGGACAUGCUGUCUCGCAUUAAGAACCUGCAGUCCAGAGUUGACCAGAUCGUUGGUAAAGGUCCUAAAGCUGACGGAGAGGCUGCAGAUGACCCGAGCAUGAUGGGACGUCUGAUCAAAGUGGAAAAGCAGGUGAUCUGCAUGGACAGGAAACUUGACUUCCUGGUCAAUGUGUACGUGCAGCGUAUGGGCAUCCCUCAGUCGGAAACAGAUGCCUUUUUCAACUCCAAAGAGCCGUAUCCAGCCCCGCCUUACCACAGCCCAGAGGAGAGCAAGCAGGAGAAGGAGGGAGAACAGGUUGUGAAGGAGGAGAAGGAGUUGUUGCAGACAUGCCCACCUGCAGAUGUCCCGUGCUCCGAUGGGUCUUUGGAAAAGAAAGAUCCUUUGCUGGGUCGGUCCGUGGCGAGAUCGGUGGGUACUCCCUCUGGCAGCCACAGCCGGCCCUCUACCUCCUGGCAGCAUCAGCUGCAGCACCCCCUCAGCCAGCCCGCCUGGAACAGCAGUGUGGCCAACACCCCCUCGCCAGUCGGCUACAGCGGCGACCAUUCGCCCACCCUGUUCCGCCUCCCUCCUCCACCCGCCCCGGUUCACGACCGAUCCUCCUCCGGCCCGGGCGGCAGCGGCAGAGAUAGCUCCCAGAGCAGGAGGCGCCACAGGAGGAGGCAGAGGUGUCAGCAGGAUGCCACCGCCGUGGAGAGCGACACGUCUCUGUCCAUCCCGUCUGUUGACCACGAGGAGCUGGAGCGCUCCUUCAGCGGCUUCAGUAUCUCCCAGGCCAAGGAGGACUUCUUUGGGCCUACUUUCUUUGCAGGCUCAGGAGGAGGAGGAGGAGGAGGAGGAGGAGCUGGAGCAGCGACUGAAGCCGCGACUGGACCUUCACUCUGUGCCAGGGUCAGACCCUUCAUAGCAGAGGGAGAAUCAGACACAGACUCUGACCUCUACGCUCCCUCACCUCUGUCCUUCACCGGAGAGGUCUCAGGUGGAGAGAGGGCAUGGCCCGGACUGAAGUAGGUCAGGAAGAACUUUCUCCGCCUGGCAGAGAGGCUGGUGGUGAAACAGAUCGGUGCUUCAGGUGCCAUCAGGAGACAUGAGACAGUGUAGCCAACUGACCGACUGUUGUUGCUGCUGCUGAUGCUAUUACACACACAUUUUAGGUUAAGUGAAUGGUUACGAUUAGCAGUUUAUCACUGAAGAUGGUGAAAAUAUGUCCUUAAAACAAUGGGGUCGUCCUUUAGCACCUUUUUUUAUUUGUGAUGUAACACUUUACAAGCAAUGCUUAAUUACAACUGCAUUGCAUCCAUCAAGAUCUUGGUUAAAUAGCUGUUUAGGGACAUUUAUACCUCUGAGACCCACGAUAGAAACAUUUUUGUCUUUCUAGGGGGGUACAGGGAGUCUUUAGGGGGCGAUAGCAGGUCAGCAGUAGAUGUUUACACUGUGUGGCAAGUGGUUCCCAUGCUCACUUAUGUCUCAUCAGUUGUUGCAGCAAUGUUUGGGUUGAUACCAUUUGUUACACAGAUUUGCUGCUUAAUGUAACUAUUUUUUACCACUCUAGAAUUGAUAAAAAAUUAUC
Molecule: messenger RNA, 3276 nt
Organism: Sebastes umbrosus (honeycomb rockfish)
Lineage: Eukaryota; Metazoa; Chordata; Actinopteri; Perciformes; Sebastidae
Gene: kcnq2a
Product: potassium voltage-gated channel, KQT-like subfamily, member 2a
Exons: 17
Coding region: 30-2717 (895 amino acids)
Biological process (GO): transmembrane transport; potassium ion transport
Cellular component (GO): membrane
Molecular function (GO): voltage-gated potassium channel activity
Source: RefSeq, a predicted model, not a curated record